Umbelopsis ramanniana AG is the source of this 1370-nucleotide messenger RNA. RefSeq lists its product as uncharacterized. Gene Ontology annotation, cellular component: peroxisome. Lineage: Eukaryota; Fungi; Mucoromycota; Umbelopsidomycetes; Umbelopsidales; Umbelopsidaceae. The record is from RefSeq and is a predicted model, not a curated record. Gene Ontology annotation, molecular function: acetyl-CoA C-acyltransferase activity. Bases 22 to 1272 code for a protein of 416 amino acids. The transcript is spliced from 2 exons. Gene Ontology annotation, biological process: phenylacetate catabolic process; fatty acid beta-oxidation.
UUUUUCACUUUUUUCACACAUAUGGCAUCCUCAAGACUGCAGCAAAUCCAAACCCACUUGGCACCCAACCCUUCUGCACAGAAGACCAAGGUCGGUGUUCAGUCCCCUGAAGACGUUGUUGUUGUCUCUGCUCUUCGUACCGCUAUUACCAAGGGUCGCAAGGGUGGCUUCAAGGACAUGCUUCCUGAAGAUAUCCUCUCCGCUGUUCUCAAGGCCACUCUCGAGAAGACCAAGCUUGAUCCCAAGCUUGUUGAUGACAUUUGCGUCGGUAACGUUGCUGCCCCUGGUGGUUUGGCCACUGCCUCUCGUAUGGCUGCUCUUCACGCUGGCUUCCCUGAUACCACCAGUCUCAACACCACCAACAGACAAUGCUCCUCUGGUCUCCAAGCUUGCGUCCAGAUUGCCACUGCUAUCCAAUCUGGUUUGAUUGAAAUUGGUAUCGGUGCUGGCGUCGAAUCCAUGACUCAAAACUAUUUCUCACGCAACAUCACUACCUCCAAGAAGCUUACUGCAGAGUCCCAAGCUGCCGCCGACUGCCUUAUUCCCAUGGGUAUCACCUCUGAGAACGUUGCUGCUGAGUGGAACAUUUCUCGCUUGACCCAGGACGAGUUCUCCACACUUUCACACACCAAGGCCAUCGCUGCCCAAAAGGCUGGUCUCUUCAAGGACGAAAUUGUUCCCGUCACCGCCACCAUUGUUGACAAGGAUGGCAACGAAAAGACCAUCGUUGUUGAUCAGGACGAGGGUAUGAGAGAGGGAACUUCUCCUCAGACCCUUGCCAAGCUCAAGCCAGCUUUCAAGGCUGACGGUAGCACUACCGCUGGUAACGCUUCCCAAGUCUCUGAUGGUGCUGCUGCUGUUCUCUUGAUGAAGCGUAAGACCGCCCACAAGCUUGGUCUUCCUAUCUUGGGCAAGUAUGUCACCUCUGCUGUUGUUGGUGUUCCCCCUAAGGUUAUGGGUAUUGGACCGGCUUUCGCCAUCCCCGUUGCCGUUGAGCGCGCUGGCCUUAAGAUCGAUGAUGUUGACAUCUUCGAGUUGAACGAGGCUUUUGCUUCCCAGGCAGUUUACACUGUCCAAAAGUGCAACAUCCCCAUUGAGAAGGUCAACCCCAAGGGUGGUGCCAUCGCUUUGGGCCAUCCUCUUGGCUGCACUGGUGCCCGUCAAGUUGCUACCCUCUUCCCUGAACUCAAGCGUCAGAACAAGAAGAUUGGAUGCACCACCAUGUGCAUUGGCAGUGGUAUGGGUAUGGCUGCUAUCUGGGAACGCGAAUAAGUGUAGUUUAAUACUAGCGUAAUCUCCCUUUGGGGUCUCCCAUUUUAUUGUAGUAUAGCAAAAAGAUAAAAAGAAAAUGCAUUUUAAUUAUAUCACCC